Molecule: messenger RNA, 1248 nt
Organism: Colius striatus (speckled mousebird)
Lineage: Eukaryota; Metazoa; Chordata; Aves; Coliiformes; Coliidae
Gene: RAB34
Product: RAB34, member RAS oncogene family
Exons: 11
Coding region: 213-989 (258 amino acids)
Biological process (GO): endocytosis; phagosome-lysosome fusion
Molecular function (GO): GTP binding; GTPase activity
Source: RefSeq, a predicted model, not a curated record
GCUUCUCCGGGGGAGGGGCCAAGGCGCCGGUUUCUUGGAGGCUGGGCGUGCGGCGCCGAGCGCCGCUAACGGAGCGGGGACGCUCGCGGUAACGGGGACGCUGUCCGCACAUCCCCGUGCACACGGGGCUGGGUCGGGGCAGGAAGGGCUUGGCCGAGCCCGCUGUGGCCCCUCGGCCCGCCCCCGCCGCCCCCGGCCAGCCCCGCGGGACCAUGAACGUCCUGGCUCCGGUCCGCCGGGACAGGGUCAUCGCUGACCUGCCCCUGUGUUUUCGGAAGGAGGCCGCCCUGCACGCCCGCCCCGCCUUCCAUCCCACGGUGGCCAGCGCCUGCCAGGAGCAGCGGACGGGCACGGUGGGGUUCAAGAUCUCCAAAAUCAUCGUGGUGGGCGACCUCUCGGUGGGGAAGACCUGCCUGAUCAACCGGUUUUGCAAAGACACCUUCGACAAGAACUACAAGGCGACCAUCGGGGUGGAUUUUGAGAUGGAGCGGUUCGAGGUGCUGGGGGUGCCCUUCAGUCUGCAGCUGUGGGACACAGCUGGACAGGAGCGUUUCAAGUGCAUCGCUUCCACCUACUACCGGGGAGCACAAGCCAUUGUCAUCGUCUUCGAUGUCAACGACGUGGCGUCCCUGGAGCACACACGGCAGUGGCUGGCUGACGCCUUGAAGGAGAAUGACCCAUCCAACGUGAUCCUCUUCUUGGUGGGCUCCAAGAAGGACCUGAGUACGCCCGCGCAGUACAGCCUGAUGGAGAAGGACGCUCUCAAGGUGGCCCAGGAGAUGCAGGCGGAGUACUGGGCUGUGUCCUCACUCACCGGGGAGAACGUGCGGGAUUUCUUCUUCCGCGUGGCAGCGCUGACCUUUGAGAGCAGCGUCCUGGCUGAGCUGGAGCGCAGCAGCGCCCGCAAGAUCGGCGACACCGUGCGGAUCAGCAAUGAGAGCGACCUGUACCUAUCGGCACCCCGCAAGAAACCCAAGUGCUGCCAGUGAGGGGGCAGCCCCCAGCACCCCCUCCACGCUCAACACCUCUGGACCAAAGAGGGGCUGCCCCAGAUGGCCCCAAGGAGCCGUCUCUGCUGUCCCCCAACCCCCCCAGGCCCCCAUCUGCCCGGGCAUCCCCAGCCAGGGCGGGCAGGAGCAUCAGUAUGGCUCCCUUAGCUAUGCAAACCCAGGUACUGCUCACAGGGGGAGAUGUCCUCCAGCUCCCGUUUGUCUUAAUAAAACCUUUUUUUUAUGCUUUUUAAGAAAA